ACUCACCGCUAUGAAAACCUGAAGUCCUACUUAUUAACUUUGUUCUUCCAGUAUCGCAUGUAGAUUACACUUCAAAUUGCAAUGUGACAAUACUUAUUUGACAGAUAACAUGAAAUUAAAAGGCCAUAACAUUACCGAAUCCCUCAGUGAACUUAUGUAAAUAAAAGUAGUUCUUGUGAAUCGUGGCAAGAUGUCCCCAAGUAUGCUGUCAACUUGCAGAGUUACAAGGUUAUGUUGUUCGUCGAGAGAUGAUUGCGUGGUCUAUGUUUAAGGGAAAAGAAUGAGUUUAUGCUAUGUUUUAUAACAUACCACCGACAUGGCACAGAAAAUAACAGGAUCUUACGAUGUUAUACUGAAAGUUGGUGAUUCCACUUUUCCUUGUCGUCGAAGACUACUGGCAGAAUAUAGCCCGUACUUUCAGGCUAUGUUCGGAAACAAUUUCAUUGAAAGGGAGAAAACUACUAUCGAAAUAAAGGGUGUGGAUGCUGAAGCAAUGGCAGUUCUACUUCAGUCAGUUAACAGAAAGAAGGUAGAUAUCUUGAAAUCAAAUGAUAUACUGUCAGUUCUUCAAGCUUCAAGUAUGCUUCAAUUUGAAUCCAUUCAGAAAAUAUGUGUUGAGAUGAUUGUUCACCAGUGGCUUACUAUAUUAACUUGCCUCCAAACAAUGGUAACUGCUGAAGAACUAGAUCUAAUUACACUGUAUCACAAGGCUCAAGCAUUGGCACUGUGGGAGUUUUCACAUGUAAGAGAAACUGAUGCUUUCCUUGAACUCCCAGUUGGCUACUUACAGAAAUAUCUUGGAAAUGAUGGACUGAACACUACAGAAGGAGAAUUUGAAGUGUUUGAAGCAGGGCUUUGUUGGUUACAAGACAAACUGGAAGAAAGAAAAGAAUGUGUUCUCAGGAUUUUAGACUGUAUUCGGUUUGCUGAUAUUCCAUUGUCAGAUAUUAAAACAAUGCUUCUGUACCCCAUUAUUAGUGAGAACACAGACUAUGUACAGAUUUUACAAUGUAUCAUAUGUAUCAAGGAAGGAAAAAAUCCAGAAGAAAUGUUCUGUAUUGCUGAAUCUGAAGCUCAAACUUCAAGAGAUUCUCUUGAUGCAGAUGGAAAGAUAUUACUUGAUAAAGAAGAGGAUUCCAUGUCAAAGCAAAAGAAAGCCGAACAGUGCAAGUGUUCAUCCAAGAAACCUAAAGUUCAGUUGUAUGACGAAAGAGUUAAAGUCCUCAACAACUGUUGCUUUUGUCGUAUUUCCGUAGAGGAAGCCAUAACUCCUGUCUGCGACAGUGAAUUAGCAGUAGAAACAAGUAUUGCGAUGGACGAUAUCCAUGAUAAGGAUCAUGUUCAAUUCAGUACUGGAACAAUUGCAAUUGCAAGACGAUUACUUUCAACACCAUCACGAGCAUUACCACUGUUUCCAUGCAUAGUUGGCCAUAAAAGGGAUCGAACAGGCUUCCGACAAAGAGAUUCAAAUGAUGAAAUUGGAUGUGAGAAAGUUACAGUCGAUGGUAAACCAUACCUCAUAUAUUUCCAAGAAGGAACAACACAGCACCUUGUACCGUUUCUUCAUUUGUCAAAAGCCAAUGAGGGACCUCUUGAACCAACAGGUUAUAAGGUUAUUUUCAAAGGACAAGAUUUGUACAUGAUUGGUGGUGAAUAUUUGCUAGGUUAUGGCAAUUGGAAUCAAUCUAUUUGGAAAUAUGAUCUAAUCAGGGAGAUGUGGAACUUUGAAACAAGCAUAGCUACCCCACGGAGACAUCACUCAGUCUGCUGCCUGGAAGAUGACAUAUAUAUCAUUGGCGGUUUUGGUCGACAUCGUGUUAUAAUGGAUUCUGUUGAAAAGUACAAUGUUGGGACAAAAUGCUGGAGUCGUUGUGCCUCGUUGCCCCAUAACUUAUACUCUGCAGCGUGCUGUGCAUACAAAGGCCAGAUAUUUGUAUUCGGACCUCAAGUAUACUUCUACGACCCAAGUUCUGAUAAGUGGUUCAUCAUGCCAGAAGCAGCACUUCCACCAGGCAUAGCUUUUAACUGUGCUAUGCCACAUGGUGAAUGGAUAUACCUCACUGGCACGUACUUCAGGGAACUUGUUCGAUUUUCUCCACAUUUCAGUGUUACUGACGUCGAUGGCCGGAAUUCAAGGUUUGAGACUCUUGGCUACUUUUGCCACAACACAUCCAACACUUGUCUUGUGCACAAUGUCAUUUACUCAUUCUCCACUGAUGAAGAUGGCAAUAUGUAUGUAGAAGCUUACUCAAUCACUGAAGGAAUGUUCAGUGUGUUAUGGAAUGGUCAUUCAAAUACAGAAGAUAGUAAUGGUGUAUCUGACUUUAGUCCAAAACAUAGUAUUGGUUGUUUCCCCUUAAUAAAAUAUUAAGUGAAUUUACUGGAAUUGG
Molecule: messenger RNA, 2390 nt
Organism: Zootermopsis nevadensis
Lineage: Eukaryota; Metazoa; Arthropoda; Insecta; Blattodea; Termopsidae
Product: kelch-like protein 38
Molecular function (GO): protein binding
Source: RefSeq, a predicted model, not a curated record